Molecule: messenger RNA, 5112 nt
Organism: Ochotona curzoniae (black-lipped pika)
Lineage: Eukaryota; Metazoa; Chordata; Mammalia; Lagomorpha; Ochotonidae
Gene: PPFIA2
Product: PTPRF interacting protein alpha 2
Exons: 31
Coding region: 22-3765 (1247 amino acids)
Biological process (GO): synapse organization
Cellular component (GO): presynaptic active zone
Molecular function (GO): protein binding
Source: RefSeq, a predicted model, not a curated record
CCGAAAUCACAGGCAUUAGCAAUGAUGUGUGAAGUGAUGCCCACGAUUAAUGAGGACACCCCAAUGAGCCAAAGGGGGUCCCAAAGCAGUGGCUCGGACUCAGACUCCCAUUUUGAGCAGCUGAUGGUGAAUAUGCUAGAUGAGAGGGAUCGUCUUCUGGACGCGCUGCGGGAGACGCAGGAGAGCCUCUCGCUGGCCCAGCAAAGACUUCAGGAUGUUAUCUACGACAGAGAUUCGCUCCAGAGACAGCUCAACUCGGCCCUGCCGCAGGAUCUCGAAUCCCUAACAGGAGGGCUGACUGGUUCUAAGGGGGCUGAUCCACCGGAAUUUGCUGCACUGACAAAAGAGUUGAAUGCCUGCAGGGAACAACUUCUUGAAAAGGAAGAAGAAAUUUCUGAACUUAAAGCUGAAAGAAACAAUACAAGGCUGUUAUUGGAGCACUUGGAGUGCCUUGUGUCAAGACAUGAAAGGUCGCUGAGGAUGACGGUGGUCAAGCGGCAAGCCCAGUCUCCCUCGGGAGUGUCCAGUGAAGUUGAGGUUCUUAAGGCACUGAAAUCCUUGUUUGAGCACCACAAGGCCUUGGAUGAAAAGGUAAGGGAGCGACUGAGGGUUUCUUUAGAAAGAGUCUCUGCACUGGAAGAAGAACUAGCUGCUGCUAAUCAGGAGAUCGUUGCCUUACGUGAACAAAAUGUUCAUAUACAAAGGAAAAUGGCAUCAAGUGAGGGAUCCACAGAGUCUGAAAAUCUGGAAGGGAUGGAACCAGGUCAGAAAGUCCACGAAAAGCGUUUGUCUAAUGGCUCUAUAGAUUCAACGGAUGAGACUAGCCAAAUAGUGGAACUACAGGAGUUGCUUGAGAAGCAGAACUAUGAAAUGGCCCAAAUGAAAGAACGCUUAGCAGCUCUUUCUUCCCGAGUUGGAGAGGUGGAACAGGAAGCAGAGACAGCAAGAAAGGAUCUCAUUAAAACUGAAGAAAUGAACACUAAAUAUCAACGGGAUAUUAGGGAGGCAAUGGCACAAAAGGAAGAUAUGGAAGAAAGAAUCACAACCCUUGAGAAGCGUUACCUCAGUGCUCAGAGAGAAUCUACCUCCAUACAUGACAUGAAUGACAAACUAGAAAAUGAGUUGGCAAAUAAAGAAGCCAUCCUACGGCAGAUGGAAGAGAAAAAUAGACAGUUACAAGAACGCCUGGAGCUGGCUGAGCAAAAGUUACAGCAGACCAUGAGAAAGGCUGAAACCCUACCUGAAGUAGAGGCUGAACUGGCUCAGAGAAUUGCAGCCCUAACCAAGGCUGAAGAGAGACAUGGAAAUAUUGAAGAACGGAUGAGGCAUCUAGAAGGUCAACUGGAAGAAAAGAAUCAGGAACUUCAAAGAGCUAGGCAAAGAGAGAAAAUGAAUGAAGAACAUAACAAAAGAUUAUCUGAUACUGUGGACCGACUUCUGACUGAAUCCAAUGAACGCUUACAGCUACACUUAAAGGAAAGAAUGGCCGCCCUGGAGGAGAAGAAUGUGUUAAUUCAAGAAUCAGAAACUUUUAGAAAGAAUCUUGAAGAAUCAUUACAUGAUAAGGAAAGACUAGCAGAAGAAAUCGAAAAGCUUAGAUCUGAACUUGACCAACUGAAAAUGAGAACUGGCUCUUUAAUUGAGCCCACAAUGUCAAGAACUCAUUUAGACACCUCCACUGAGUUGCGGUAUUCCGUUGGAUCCCUGGUGGACAACCAGUCUGAUUACAGAACAACUAAAGUAAUAAGAAGGCCAAGGAGAGGCCGCAUGGGUGUGCGCAGAGAUGAGCCAAAGGUAAAGUCUCUGGGGGAUCAUGAGUGGAAUAGAACGCAGCAAAUUGCAGUAAUAAGCAGCCACCCUUUUGAAAGUGACACUGAAAUGUCUGAUAUCGAUGAUGACGACAGAGACACAAUUUUUAGCUCAAUGGAUCUUCUCUCUCCAAGUGGUCAUUCUGAUGCCCAGACCCUUGCCAUGAUGCUUCAGGAACAACUGGAUGCAAUUAACAAAGAGAUCAGGCUAAUUCAAGAAGAAAAAGAAUCUACAGAAUUGCGUGCUGAGGAAAUUGAGAAUCGCGUGGCCAGUGUGAGCCUGGAAGGCCUGAACUUAGCAAGAGUCCACCCAGGUACCUCCAUCACGGCCUCUGUGACAGCUUCCUCGCUGGCCAGUUCAUCUCCCCCCAGCGGACACUCAACGCCAAAGCUCACCCCGCGAAGUCCUGCCCGGGAAAUGGAUCGGAUGGGAGUCAUGACACUGCCAAGUGAUCUAAGGAAACACCGGAGAAAGAUUGCAGUGGUGGAAGAAGAUGGUCGGGAGGACAAAGCAACAAUUAAAUGUGAAACUUCUCCUCCCCCGACACCUAGAGCCAUCAGGAUGACUCAUACCCUCCCUUCUUCCCACCACAAUGAGGCCCGGAGUAGCAUUUCUGCCUCUCUUGAGCCAGAGAGCCUUGGGCUUGGAAGUGCCAACAGCAGCCAGGACUCUCUUCACAAAGCCCCCAAGAAGAAAGGAAUCAAGUCUUCCAUAGGGCGUUUGUUUGGUAAAAAAGAAAAAGCUCGACUUGGGCAGCUCCGAGGCUUCAUGGAGACAGAAGCUGCAGCUCAGGAAUCCCUGGGUUUGGGCAAACUUGGAACUCAAGCUGAGAAAGACAGAAGACUGAAGAAAAAGCAUGAACUUCUUGAAGAAGCUCGGAGAAAGGGAUUGCCUUUUGCCCAGUGGGAUGGGCCCACCGUAGUCGCGUGGCUAGAGCUUUGGCUGGGAAUGCCUGCUUGGUAUGUGGCAGCUUGCCGAGCCAACGUGAAGAGCGGUGCCAUCAUGUCUGCUUUAUCUGACACUGAGAUCCAGAGAGAAAUCGGAAUCAGCAAUCCUCUGCAUCGCUUAAAGCUCCGGCUAGCAAUCCAGGAGAUGGUUUCUCUUACAAGCCCUUCGGCUCCUCCGACAUCCCGAACUCCAUCAGGCAACGUUUGGGUGACCCAUGAAGAAAUGGAAAAUCUUGCUGCUCCAGCAAAAACGAAAGAAUCUGAGGAAGGAAGCUGGGCCCAGUGUCCGGUUUUUCUGCAGACUCUGGCUUAUGGAGAUAUGAAUCAUGAAUGGAUUGGAAAUGAAUGGCUUCCCAGUCUGGGAUUACCUCAAUACAGAAGUUACUUUAUGGAAUGCUUAGUAGAUGCAAGAAUGCUAGAUCACCUAACAAAAAAAGAUCUUCGUGUCCAUUUAAAAAUGGUGGAUAGUUUCCAUCGAACAAGUUUACAAUAUGGAAUUAUGUGCUUAAAAAGGUUGAAUUAUGACAGAAAAGAACUAGAAAGAAGACGCGAAGCAAGCCAACAUGAAAUAAAAGAUGUGUUGGUGUGGAGCAAUGAUCGAGUUAUUCGCUGGAUACAAGCUAUUGGUCUUCGAGAAUAUGCAAAUAAUAUUCUUGAGAGUGGUGUGCAUGGUUCACUUAUAGCCCUGGAUGAGAACUUUGACUACAGCAGUUUAGCUUUAUUAUUGCAGAUUCCAACACAGAGUACUCAGGCUCGGCAGAUUCUGGAAAGGGAAUACAAUAACCUCUUGGCUUUGGGAACUGAACGACGACUAGAUGACAGCGAUGACAAGAAUUUCAGACGUGGGUCGACCUGGAGAAGGCAGUUUCCUCCUCGUGAAGUACAUGGAAUCAGCAUGAUGCCUGGGUCCUCAGAAACAUUACCAGCUGGAUUUAGGCUAACCACAACAUCGGGACAGUCAAGGAAGAUGACAACGGAUGAUGCUGUCUUUUCAGUCUACUCUACCUAAAGUGCACUACCAUCUUAGAAGACAAGCCGUGAGACACCUCUGUGAAGAUGGAAUUCGAAGGGACUAACAAGCAGUGCUGUAAGAAAUGCUCAAAAUGUUUUGGGGGGAGUCAGUUAUCAACUUGAUUAGUUUACUAUAAUUGUAAGAAAAAAUGCUUACUUAACUCAUUUGAAUAAUAAGCAUCAUCCACAUCAUAAAUUCUGUACAACAGAUGUUUUAUGAAAAGGAGCCACUUGUUUUUCAUGUUUAAUGUAAUAUACUAGGCAUUAAUGUAUUACUGUGUAUUUCUUUUUAAAUGUGUAAGUCUUCUGUAAAUGGAUAUAAAUAUGAUUUUUUAAAAAAUAAAAUAUAUGGUUCAUGGAGUCUCGAGUGCAAACAUUUGACAAUUCCAAGUACUGUUUGUAUUUUACCAUUCCACUGUUUUUACAGUUUUUGAAUUGUAACAGUCAAUAUGUUUUCUUGAAGUGUGAAACAUGCUUCAGGAUGUUCCUCCUUCAAGUCUGUCAGUACUUAAAGCUGAACACCUGCCUCUGAUCAUGUAAAAAACAAAAAAACAAAAAAACAAAAACAAAGAUUGAUUUAACCUGGAACUGGAGCCAAAAAGACCUCAAAGGCAAUCAGGGAUGUCCUAUAACUUCAGAAAUAGCACUGUGAUGGCUCGAUCUCCUUUUCAAUACAAAAUAAAGCCAAACUGUUUACAAGAGUCAAAAGCAACUACUUAAAUUUAUAUAUAAAAUGCAUUAUCUUGUUACCUGUGGACCAACUUGGGGGGAAAAAUGUCUUUAUUGAGAACCACUUGUUCAUUAAAAUGCCUUGAGCUGCCAAACAGCAGGGGAUAGUGACUAUUGGCCACUGCAGUUGGAGGCUCAUUUCCAUCAGAAAAAAUGAAACCCUAGAAAAGUGUUCCUUUUGUCACUGUAAAAGGGUAUUAGCCACUCUCAUGUCUAAUGUUAUAAGUUUUUAAGCCGAGAUGGCCUUGCUAUGACUUCCCUGAAGUCAGUCUUAUCAGAGGAUAUAAAGGAAAGACAGAACGAUGAACAUAUAUAGUGUAUAAAAGUAUAGAAGAGUAAUCUCUUCCCUGUGGCUAUAUUUGGUGGUGUUAUUGUUGUUAAUUCCUCGUUUAUAUGGGAGAUUUCAAAGUACAACUAUUUAAUAAUACCAUUUAUCUAUCUGCUGAUUUCCCACUGCCUGAUCUUAAGCGCAAGACCUGUCAUUAGUAAACUUUUUGUAUCUUAAUUUGCUGUUUGCACGUACAUAAACAUUUGUUUUGAUGUCUAUUUUUGUUGAACAGAUUCAAUCAAAAGGUAAUGGUACAGAAACCCUCUCCGUUGUCAAUAAAAACAAGUA